CCCCAGUUUUGGACGCCAUCUUGAACGAGUCGCUACGCACGGAAUAUCGACCACCACGGGGAACUUUCGUCCUGUCUUCACGUUGGAUCGGAUUUCUCGGCACUGUUGACAUCAAAACGUUUGAAACUGUAUCGGACUGUGUCUCAGAUAUUUACAACACUUAAGGAUUACCCAAGGAGUGGAUUGUACGACGUUUGGCGGACAAAAAAACUAUCGCGAAGCUUUAGUUUGGGACACUUCUUCUAGGUUUGGGACGUCCCGAAAGAAGGAUAAAGUUUUGCGGCUCAAACUGUGCUCCUCACGAAGUGAUUGUGAAGCCAUGGUGAGCUGAACAGCUCUGAGACUUCUGACAGACUUACCAAGCGACUGUCUGGACAGGAAAAAUCAAACUUUCGGAGAUGUCAGGGUAGCGGAAACCACGAGAAAGAUGUCGGAAAGUUCCUCCAUAGGUACCAACAGUAGCAGUGGUCUGGGGACCAUCCAGAGUUCCCAGUCUGGCUCCAGUGACUACAGUGACAUCAGUGGGACGACAGUACCUCUGAUCCUGGUCACCUCACACAGGGACGAUACCACCAGCAAACUGGGCAGUCAGGCAUCGUUCAAACAGCUGCCAGCCAACAGAUACUGCUACACAUCCUGGCAUGAAGUCAGAAAUGCGGAGGUCAAAGGUGACCAGCUCAACUGUCCACGGAUUAGAGAAGGUCCCAGAGAAAAGGAGAGAACGUUUUACUCUCUGCGUGAUGAGGAUGGUAACCCGAUCCACCACGACAGGAAAGGGAAGAAACGGAUGGACUAUAGGAACAAGAUGGAGAACUGGGAAAACGCAGUGUCCGUCAACUUGUCCUUCCAAGACCUGGGCGAUGCCUACCAGCGUGAGAACUUCAUUAGAGUCUUGAAGAGGCUGAUCAGAGCUGAGGAGUUACAGCUGAUGGACGACUCACUAACGGACUUACACUCUGUCUCCUUACCAAGGUGUAAAUACUUGAAUUUGAGCAGAAAUUUCCUCCCAUCAUUUAAGAAGUUGCCCAGGUUACCAGUGGUAGAACACCUGUAUCUGGAACAGAACAACAUCACUUCGUUAGACGGUCUGGACGUGUUGAGAAAAGCACCACUUCAGUCCCUCCAUCUCAGGAGUAACCCUGUCUCCUUCACUGUCAACUACAGGCAAAGAGUUUUCCAAAUCUUGCCAAACUUGAAGUCCUUAGAUGGAGUAAAAAGACUUCCCUCGGAUUCCGUGUUUGACUCAGAAGAAGAACCCUCAAGAAUGUGUGUCAUCUGCUAGCACACAGCAGUUAGUCUGGGUCGCAGACACUCUGGACGCUGUGGUAAUA
Branchiostoma floridae (Florida lancelet) is the source of this 1331-nucleotide messenger RNA. Its product is annotated as leucine-rich repeat-containing protein 49-like. NCBI's taxonomy places the organism in Eukaryota, Metazoa, Chordata, Leptocardii, Amphioxiformes, Branchiostomatidae. The transcript has 8 exons. Gene Ontology annotation, molecular function: protein binding. The record is from RefSeq and is a predicted model, not a curated record. The coding region runs from base 428 to 1282 and encodes 284 amino acids.